AUGGAAGAAGAGCCCUGUCAUAAGAAGCCUAAAUUUGAUGAUUCGUUGGGAGAUUAUAAAGUUAUAGAAAAUUACAUAGAAUAUAUACAUACUGCGACUAACAAUGUCAAAGCAGUAGUAAGCGAUGACUUAAGAGAUCAUGUGGAAACGAUAACUAUGUAUGGUGGCAACAUCAAACAACGAAAAGACAUAUCGAAAACUAUAAAGCUCCUGAAUGAAAAGCUACCAUUAACCAGUUUCCAGCAUUUGAAAAGGGUACGCAAUGAAACCGUACUUGUUUGCCCAACGGAUUCUGUUAAAGAGAAGUCUAUUCAAGAAUAUGUCUGUAAAUUUGUUCCUGAACUAACAGAUCUAUUUGAAAAUUUCAUAGAGGUAGCAGUACCAAAACAUCCGGUGAAAUUAAAAAAGCAACAUGCAGUAUUCAAUAAAAUAUGGUCAUGUAAUUUCCACCCCGAUGUAUAUUUAGAGAAACUAACCAGUAAUAAUUUCUUUUCUGAAAAAGAACUUCAAACGCAUAAAUUUUACAUGACUUUAAAUUUGGAGAUAGCUUUGUGGUAUUUCAAAACCUCAAAUCUAGAUGUAGUUACAGAAGAUGUUUUUGCUUGCUUAAAUGUGGCUAUUGUUGUUGAUCCCAGCAUCGAUUCCAUAGUUGCUGUUGGCAUAGACAACAGUUCUUCACAUCCUAUCCAACACGCAACAAUGGUAUCAAUAGAUAAUGUUGCUAAAACACAAAAAGGGGGUGCAUGGAUUGACAGAGCCAAAGAAACGGAUGGCUCUUACAUACACAAUGGUGUAGACAAAAAGUUAUUAAACUAUUUAUUGAAAAAGUUUCCUGUAAUCAAAAUUGGAGCGAAGAAAUAUUUAAGCAAGACAGAUUUGAUUGAUGAUGAGAAAACAACCUCCGAUGGGCCAUAUCUGUGUACGAACUACUAUGUUUAUGUGUUAAGGGAACCGUGUAUAAUGUGUGCCAUGGCGUUAGUUCAUUCUAGAGCCAAGAGAGUGUUCUUUUGUUUUGAACGACCAGAGACCGGUGCGUUGAAAUCUAAGUUGAAACUCCACACUGUGUCUUCUUUGAACCAUCAUUACGAAGUGUUCACUGGUUUUGUAUAA
Chilo suppressalis (striped riceborer) is the source of this 1110-nucleotide messenger RNA. The record is from the annotation of a GenBank genome assembly. NCBI's taxonomy places the organism in Eukaryota, Metazoa, Arthropoda, Insecta, Lepidoptera, Crambidae.